AUGCGAUCUGCAAGCGUAUGCGAUCUGCAAGCAUAUGCCAUCUGCAAGCAUAUGCCAGAUGCGAUCUGCAAGCAUAUGCCACAUUCGAUGUGCAAGCAUAUGCGAUCUGCAAGCAUAUGCGAUCUGCAAGCAUAUGCGAUCUGCAAGCAUAUGCGAUCUGCAAGCAUAUGUGAUCUGCAAGCAUAUGCCAUCUGCAAGCAUAUGCCAGAUGCGAUCUGCAAGCAUAUGCCACAUCCGAUGUGCAAGCAUAUGCGAUCUGCAAGCAUAUGCCAGAUGCGAUCUGCAAGCAUAUGCCACAUCCGAUGUGCAAGCAUAUGCGAUCUGCAAGCAUAUGCCACAUCCGAUGUGCAAGCAUAUGCGAUCUGCAAGCAUAUGCCAGAUGCGAUCUGCAAGCAUAUGCCACAUUCGAUGUGCAAGCAUAUGCGAUCUGCAAGCAUAUGCGAUCUGCAAGCAUAUGCGAUCUGCAAGCAUAUGCGAUCUGCAAGCAUAUGCGAUCUGCAAGCAUAUGCCAUCUGCAAGCAUCUGCCAGAUACGAUCUGCAAGCAUAUGCCACAUUCGAUGUGCAAGCAUAUGCGAUCUGCAAGCAUAUGCGAUCUGCAAGCAUAUGCGAUCUGCAAGCAUAUGCCAUCUGCAAGCAUAUGCCAGAUGCGAUCUGCAAGCAUAUGCCACAUCCGAUGUGCAAGCAUAUGCGAUCUGCAAGCAUAUGCCAGAUGCGAUCUGCAAGCAUAUGCCACAUUCGAUGUGCAGACAUAUGCGAUCUGCAAGCAUCUGCGAUCUGCAAGCAUCUGCGAUCUGCAAGCAUAUGCAAUCUGCAAGCAUAUGCCACAUUCGAUGUGCAAGCAUAUGCGAUAUGCAAGCCUAUGCGAUCUGCAAGCAUAUGCAAUCUGCAAGCAGAUGCAGUCUUCUGUUACAUUACAGUAA
Molecule: messenger RNA, 921 nt
Organism: Volvox carteri f. nagariensis
Lineage: Eukaryota; Viridiplantae; Chlorophyta; Chlorophyceae; Chlamydomonadales; Volvocaceae
Exons: 1
Coding region: 1-921 (306 amino acids)
Source: RefSeq, a predicted model, not a curated record